AUGACAAACCUGUAUCAAAAGACCUACCUUGCCCGGCGGCCCCCUGCCCGAUGCGUGACCAGGCGGCAAGCGGGAAACCCACCACCGAACAUCGGUUGGACGGUGGUCACCGCCAAUGGUGGUGACGCUGGUGAGGUGGUGGUGUCGUUGGAGGCCGGGACCACGGGCGGCGGCGGUGCGCCGGCCGCGCGCCGCGUUAUCGCCGACGAACCAUCGGGCGUUAAGGUAUUCGUAGUGGUAGCAGCAGCAGCAGCAGCAACCGCCGCGCUGCCACCAAAUGACAUCUCGUCAUUUUUUCAUGGGUCAAAACGCUUGUCAAAGAAAAAUCAACCGGUUUUUUGUAGUCUGUUGCAUCAAGCUUCCCCGUCUCGGGCUCCGUCUCGGACGGUUGAUUGA
Messenger RNA from Colletotrichum tamarilloi, 396 nucleotides. RefSeq lists its product as uncharacterized. The record is from RefSeq and is a predicted model, not a curated record. Lineage: Eukaryota; Fungi; Ascomycota; Sordariomycetes; Glomerellales; Glomerellaceae. Bases 1 to 396 code for a protein of 131 amino acids. The transcript has 3 exons.